AUGACAGUGUAUUGUGAUACGUGUAACAAAAGUUACAAAAGUAUGAGAAGUUUAAAGCGACACAUAAAAGAAAAACAUUCUGGAAUAGAAUAUUUUGCGUGUACAGAAUAUAAUUGUUCAUCACGUUUUAUAAGAAGAAACUAUCUUAGUAAGCAUCUAAUUUUGAAACAUAAAUUCCAGUCAAGUAAAGCCAAAGAAACAGCAAUUAAUGUUCCUAGAGGAGAUAAAGAGAAACAGCAUAGUGGUGCUUACUAUGAGGACAUAAGUGAGGACGAAAGCAUAUUUAGCCUUAUACAGGAAAUGGAAGGAAAUGGUGACAAUGUCAGCCUAGAAUAUGUAGGUGCUAUAUCAAAUUUCGACAUUUCGUUACUUCAAGAGCCGGUUAACAAGGAAGACGACACAAUCACGUACGAGAGUACUAUGAGUGAAGAAAUAAAUGAGAAUGUAGUGGAUAGUGUUGAAAAUGAAUGUGAAAAUAAAAGUGUGAAUGAUGAAAGUGAUAAAAAUGGAGUAAAGUGUGGUGAAAAGGAAAAUUGUGUAAAAAAUGAAAAAAGUGUGCUUUCUAGAGUGUUACAAAAUGAUUCAGAAUUGGAGCUGGAUUAUAAUGAUGUUAGUGAUUGUUCUAAUGAUGACGUCAUGGAAAAUGUUGAUGACGUCACGAGUACAUCUAAUUUAAAGUCAGCUGAUAUUAAUCAGGAUAAAAUUUAUGACGUCAUUGAAAACGAUAAUGACGUCAUGGAAAAUGAUGAUGACGUCACGAACGAUGAUAACUCAAAAUAUGACGAAAAUAAUAACCAGACCAAUACGAUUUUCAUAUAUGAGGAUAUAAGCGAUACCGAAGUUGAUCAUUGGGAUGAAAUUAGUAAUGAUCAAUCUAUUGUGCCUUCCAACCUGCAAACAAGAGUGCAAACAUUAACCUUAACUUUCUGCAAAAUAUCUACCUAUAGCAAUGAAAUGGAAAUAGAUUCAUAUAUUUCUGCUAGUCAUGAUUACUCAGAAGACUGGUUUUAA
Messenger RNA from Mercenaria mercenaria, 1011 nucleotides. RefSeq lists its product as uncharacterized. The record is from RefSeq and is a predicted model, not a curated record. The transcript has a single exon. The coding region runs from base 1 to 1011 and encodes 336 amino acids. NCBI's taxonomy places the organism in Eukaryota, Metazoa, Mollusca, Bivalvia, Venerida, Veneridae.